CCGAGGCCGGGGCUCUGUGCAGUGAGUCGAAUUGAAGCCAUCGCCAGCAUCAGCGUGCACUCUUGCCUUUUCGCUGUUGACGCUCAAUCGCCUGCGACGGCCUCCUUGGAAUCAUCAAUUCCAUUCCAAGGCUACAGCUAUCGAUCAUGACUGCACUUCGGAGAGCCAUCGCUUUCAAUGCCUCCGCCCUUGCGGUGCGGCAGGCUCGAACCUCAAUCACACGCUCACGAUUGCUGUUGGCAUCUGGCGCCCAGUUCCGUAACUACACUUUAUCCAGUCCCCGACGGCAACAGGCCUUCCAGUCGCAAAUCGAUAGCACUCCCAGAUCAUCUGUCCUCCAGUCCUCUCUGGGCGCCGCCCCGGCCAAUCCACAGACACUUACCGAGAAGAUUGUGCAACUUCACGCAGAUGGCCUUCUCGAAGGGAAAAAAGUCAGGGCUGGAGAUUAUAUCACGUUGCGGCCUCAUAAGAGCAUGACACACGACAAUUCUUGGCCUGUGAUUACCAAGUAUAUGGAAAUGGGUGCCACCUCGGUCAAGGAUAAUCGCCAGGUCGUCAUGACGCUUGAUCACGACGUGCAGAACACCUCUGAACAAAAUCUACGCAAAUACCGCCUGAUCGAAGAGUUUGCCAACACACAUGGCAUCGACUUUUAUCCCGCAAAACACGGUAUUGGGCACCAAAUUAUGAUUGAAGAAGGCUAUGCCUGGCCAGGAACCGUCAGUGUUGCUAGUGAUAGUCACUCGAACAUGUACGGUGGUGUAGGAUGUCUUGGCACAGCCAUCGUCCGCUCAGACGCUGCCAGUGUCCUGGCAACCUCGACGGUGUUCUGGCAGAUUCCCCCAACUGUGAAGAUAACUUUCACGGGUGUCCUGCCUCCGGGAGUCACAGGCAAAGACACGAUUAUAGCCCUAUGCGGUUUGCUUAAUAAAGAUGACGUGCUCAACAUGUGCGUCGAGUUCACUGGGUCUGAGCAGACGCUGGCAAGCAUUCCGAUUUCCGAACGCUUGACAAUCGCCAACAUGACUACUGAAUGGGGAGCGCUAUCAGGACUAUUCCCUGUUGAUGACAAGCUCAUCUCAUGGUACCGCGCCAGGGCAACACUCGCAGCCAUGUCUAACAGUCCUACCAAGGACCGGAUCAAUCACGAGCGGAUUGAUAAGCUCUUGGAGAACCCUAUGGUUGCUGAUCCGGGUGCUAAAUAUGCCAAGGAAUUCUAUUUCAACCUAUCCACCCUCUCGCCCUUUGUUGCUGGUCCCAACUCUGUCAAGGUUGCCAACCCUGUUAAGAAUCUCGAGGCUCAGGAUAUAGCUGUAGACAAGGCGUAUCUUCUGAGUUGCACCAACGGUCGAAGUGAGGAUUUCGCUGCUGCUGCUCGUGUAUUCAGGGAGGCUGGUAAGGACGGCAAGCCUGCCAAGGUUCAUCCUCGCGUCAAGUUCUAUCUUGCGCCUGCAUCUGUGGCUGAACAGAAGAUGGCGGAAGAUGCGGGAGACUGGCAGAUUCUCGAACAAUCUGGGGCCCAGCUACUCCCGGCUGGGUGUGGUCCUUGCAUAGGCCUAGGCACCGGCUUACUUGAGGAAGGCCAAGUGGGCAUUUCCGCGAGCAACAGAAACUAUAAAGGGCGCAUGGGAAGUCCCAAGGCGCUGUGUUAUCUCGCCAGCCCCGAGGUCGUCGCAGCCAGUGCUAUUCAGGGUAAGAUUGCCAGCCCUGGCUGGUACCAAAAGCCCGAGGGCGUGGAGAAAGUAGUCUUUGGUGAGGGCAGCGGUGACUUUGCUGCCGACAAAGCUCGCGCCGUUGGAGAUGCCUUUGACAAGAUCCUUGGUGAGAUGGAGAGCUUGAUUGGCGCUGCUGAAGGCGCUGCUGAAGGCGCUGCUGAAGGCGCUGCUGAAGGCGCUGCUGAAGGCGCUGCUGAAGGCGCUGCUGAAGAAUCGGCAAGCUUAGCGGCUACUGAAGAAGAGACGUUGACUACUGUCGUCCCGGGCUUCCCCGAGAAGAUUGAAGGCGAAAUUGUUUUCUGUGAUAAUGACAACAUCAACACUGAUGGCAUCUACCCCGGGAAAUACACCUACCAGGAUGGCUUGACCCCAGAGCAAAUGGCCAAGGUGUGCAUGGAGAACUACGAUACCGAGUUUGGCAACAUUAUUAAGCCAAAUGAUGUUCUUGUCACCGGAUUUAACUUUGGCUGUGGAAGCUCCCGAGAGCAAGCAGCAACAUCUAUCCUAGCCAAGCAGAUUCCUCUCGUGGUUGCAGGUAGCUUCGGAAACAUUUUCAGCCGCAAUAGCAUCAACAACGCUCUUCUUGGAAUUGAAAUCCCGAAGCUGAUUGAGAGGCUCCGUGAAGCGUACAAGGAUGACGCGGCGAAGCCCCUGACUCGCCGUACGGGCUGGAAGCUGCUGUGGGACGUCCGCCGAUCCAAAGUCACCAUUACGGAGCAAGAUGGCUCCUCCUGGGAGCAAAAAGUUGGAGAGAUGCCUCCUAGCGUUCAGGAAAUCGUUGCCAAGGGAGGUGUGGUGAAGUGGGUGCAGUCAAAGAUGCAGGCUUAAAGUGUGUGGCUGGUGUUGAGGAGAGUUAUGUGUAGUUUAUAUCCCUGUGUAUUAUUUCAUGUUGACGGAUAAAAACGGCGCUUGGCAUUUUCAUGACGACGUUUGGCUAGAUAUGUAGUUUGCAUACCAGAUACCUAAAGAUGCAGAACGGCAUGUAGGUAGAAACAUGUACUUGCAUAUAGAGCGAACAGUUCAUGCAGUAGAUUAUCCAUG
Trichoderma harzianum CBS 226.95 is the source of this 2756-nucleotide messenger RNA. RefSeq lists its product as hypothetical. Bases 147 to 2543 code for a protein of 798 amino acids. The record is from RefSeq and is a predicted model, not a curated record. Gene Ontology annotation, biological process: L-lysine biosynthetic process. NCBI's taxonomy places the organism in Eukaryota, Fungi, Ascomycota, Sordariomycetes, Hypocreales, Hypocreaceae. Gene Ontology annotation, molecular function: 4 iron, 4 sulfur cluster binding; homoaconitate hydratase activity. The transcript has 14 exons.